Messenger RNA from Kuraishia capsulata CBS 1993, 1383 nucleotides. RefSeq lists its product as uncharacterized. Gene Ontology annotation, molecular function: ubiquitin protein ligase binding; protein-macromolecule adaptor activity. The transcript has a single exon. Gene Ontology annotation, cellular component: plasma membrane; cytoplasm; cytosol. Bases 1 to 1383 code for a protein of 460 amino acids. NCBI's taxonomy places the organism in Eukaryota, Fungi, Ascomycota, Pichiomycetes, Pichiales, Pichiaceae. Gene Ontology annotation, biological process: ubiquitin-dependent endocytosis. The record is from RefSeq and is a predicted model, not a curated record.
AUGAGACUUUCUUUCAAGAACCUUUCGCUAAUAUCGGCGCCUUAUGAGUGCGACCUCAAUAUUUUGGACGAGGUGGUUUAUUUGAAGGGUGUUCGCGAGAACGAGAAGAAGGCUUCCCCGCAAUCGCUGGUUCGAGGCUCGUUGACGUUGAGAGUGAGAAAACAGGUUGAGAUAAACCAAAUUUGCGUGAGAUUUUCAGGGAAUCAUCGUGCCAAAUUAUUCAUUAGGGAACCCGAUCAAAACACCGUGAAUCCCGUUGACAAACACGUGAAUAAAUCGUUGAUCGAUGACAGCUACAAAUGGGUCUUUGACCAGGAUAUGCAUGUCUUCCAGCCUGGAACAUACAACUUCCCCUUUCAGUUUGCGAUCAGUCCACAACUUCCCGCCUCCAUAGAGCAUGCCUGUGGUGAUGUUAGAUACCAAGUUACUAUGAAUAUUCUCACCAAAGACCCAACUCUGGCGAAAAAAGCUGUGCAACCCAUUACUGUGAUCAGAUGCGUGUCGGACCUGAUCGAGAUAUCGUGCCAAACUGUUGUUGCUAUGGGCUGCUGGAGAAAUUUGCUUUACUACGAACUAAUGAUAUCCAACAAAACCUUGGUCAUCGGUGAAGAUGUUGCCAUUGAGAUUAAGAUCUUUCCUCUACAUGAACACAGAUAUAAGGUGCAUGGAUUGAAAGUGAUACUCGAACAGAAGAUCGAAUACUCUGUUAAGGGUCUCCCCUGUCAAUACCGUUCGGCUUUCUCCAAGUGUCAUAAGAUCCAUCUGAAGACGUAUGAUUACCAUGGUCGUCAGGGAUAUGUUCAGGAGAAGAUUUCUUUGCCAAUACAGCAUGAUUACUCGAGGACAUAUCCAGAAACUCUCGACUUGCAAAUUCACCCAUGCACAGACAACAAGAACGAUGUUUGCAAUUUCAAGAUUUCGCACAACUUGAAGUUAGGCAUUAUAUUGGAGGAAAUCAGCGAGAGAUCUGAGUCUCCAAGACCAAGUCUCAGCCAUUCCAUCAACAGCAUCAACUCCAUCGUUUCGGAGACUUUGUUUCCAGCCUCUCGCUCAAGUUCGAGAACUUCUGAAACUACGAAUCAGUCUGAAUCAGAUUUGAAGGCUCCUCCCUUUGAGGAACGCACCAUGGAGUGGGUCUCAAGAAAUGCCAAACUCAUCCGUGAGGAUUCAAGAAACUUGGAUGAGAAGGUGGACUUGUCGUUGAUGACUCCAAUAUAUUUGCUGGACUCCAGAUCAUGGGAUGGUCAACUGCCUCCUCCAUCAUAUUCUGCCCUUCCAGCCUCUCGUCUUUGCGAACCAAGCUCGGUCGAGAAACUUUACCACGGAAAGUGUAAGCGUCUUGAAAAUAUGCCACCAGCCUAUAACGAUGUGUCUGCAUUUUAA